This is a messenger RNA of Fragaria vesca subsp. vesca, 3250 nucleotides long. RefSeq lists its product as uncharacterized. The transcript has a single exon. Bases 1 to 3042 code for a protein of 1013 amino acids. The record is from RefSeq and is a predicted model, not a curated record. Gene Ontology annotation, biological process: tRNA splicing, via endonucleolytic cleavage and ligation. Gene Ontology annotation, molecular function: RNA ligase (ATP) activity. Lineage: Eukaryota; Viridiplantae; Streptophyta; Magnoliopsida; Rosales; Rosaceae.
AUGGAUGAUGUUAUGGAUAUAGACGGCUCUAUGUAUGCUCAGGUGAAAAUACGAGCUACAUUCUAUCCGAAAUUCGAGAAUGAGAAGUCGGAUCAGGAGAUUAGGACUAGAAUGAUAGAGAUGGUGUCAAAAGGGCUGGCGACGUUGGAGGUUUCGCUUAAGCAUUCGGGGUCGCUUUUUAUGUAUGCUGGUAGUGAGGGUGGGGCGUACGCGAAGAAUAGUUUUGGGAAUAUAUAUACAGCUGUGGGUGUGUUUGUUCUUGGGAGGGUGUUUCGUGAGGCGUGGGGAUCUGAGGCAGAGAGAGUGCAAGCGGAGUUUAAUGAGUUUCUUGAGAGGAACCGUAUGUGCAUAUCGAUGGAGCUUGUCACUGCUGUUUUGGGAGACCACGGACAGCGUCCGAAAGAAGAUUUUGUUGUGGUCACGGCUGUCACAGAGUUGGGGAAUGGGAAGCCAAAGUUCUACUCGACUCCUGAGAUUAUUGCAUUCUGUCGGAAUUGGCGCUUGCCGACGAAUCAUGUAUGGCUGUUCUCAACAAGGAAAGCAGUUACGUCUUUUUUUGCUGCCUUUGAUGCCCUGUCCGAAGAAGGAACUGCAACAACUGUAUGCAGAGCCUUUGAUGAAGUUGCUGAUAUAUCUAUACCUGGUUCAAAAGACCAUGUCAAGGAGCAGGGUGAAAUUUUAGAGGGUAUUGUUGCUCGUAUUGUAAGCCAUGAGAGCUCAAAGCAUAUGGAGAAAGUAUUAAAGGGUAUCCCUCCUCCCCCAAUGGAAGGAGCUGGUCUUGAUUUGGGACCAAGCCUUAGGGAAAUCUGCGCUGCAAAUAGGUCUGAUGAAACACAGCAGAUAAAAGCACUUCUUAAGGGUGUUGGCUCCUCUUUUUGCCCUGACCAUUCAGACUGGCUUGGGACUGGAGCUGGUGAUGCACAUUCUAGGAAUGCAGAUCAGUCAGUUGUAUCAAAAUUUCUACAAUCUCAUCCUGCAGAUUUUUCUACCACCAAAUUGCAGGAAGUGGUUCGUUUGAUGAGAGAAAAGCGUUUACCUGCUGCCUUUAAAUGCUACCCGAACUACCACAAGCAUGAUUCCAUGUCCAGUGACAAUGUUUUCUAUAAAAUGGUCAUUCAUGUCCGUAGCGACUCUGCAUUUCAGCGUUAUCAGAAAGAAAUGAAGUCGAAGCCAGGACUGUGGCCUUUGUAUAGAGGUUUUUUUGUUGACUUUAAUUUGUUCAAAGCAAACAAGAAGAGAGCUGCUGAGAUUGCAAAAAACAAAAGCACUGUUGUGGACAAUGAUGGUGGAUGUAGUAUAUCAGGAAGACAUGGAUUGGCAGAAGAAGAUGCAAACUUAAUGAUCAAAUUGAAAUUUCUUACAUAUAAGCUGCGAACGUUUUUGAUCCGCAAUGGUUUACCAAUUCUAUUUAAACAAGGUCCAACUGCUUACAAAACCUAUUACUUGAGGCAAAUGAAAAUAUGGGGCACUUCAGCAGGAAAGCAGAGGGAACUCAGCAAGAUGCUUGAUGAAUGGGCUGUGUACAUCAAAAGGAAAUGCGGAAGCAAACAAUUGUCGUCAUCAGUGUACCUCAGUGAGGCUGAGCCUUUCCUUGAACAGUAUGCAAAACGCAGCCCACAUAAUCAAGCCCUUAUAGGAUCUGCUGGAAACUUAGUAAUGGCUGAAAACUUCAUGGCCAUAGUUGAGGGAGGUAGAGAUGAAGAGGGUGAUCUCGAGAAGGAGUCUGUACCAUCAAGCCCCAGUGCCUCAGUUGUGGACAGCAUGCCAAAGGCUGAGGGUCUGAUUGUAUUCUUUCCUGGACUACCUGGCUCAGCCAAGUCAGCACUAUGCAAGGAACUACUCAAAGCCCCGGGAGGAUUUGGGGAUGAUCGGCCAGUUCAGAGUCUAAUGGGUGAUCUUGUAAAAGGAAAAUACUGGCAGAAGGUCACCAAUGAGCGACGGAAAAAACCAUAUUCUAUAAUGCUUGCAGACAAGAAUGCACCGAAUGUAGAAGUGUGGAGACAGAUCGAAGACAUGUGCCACAGAACUAGGGCCAAUGCUGUACCUGUUAUCCCUGAUUCUGAAGGAACCGAAUCAAAUCCUUUUUCUCUUGAUGCAUUAGCUGUUUUCAUGUUUCGUGUGCUUCAACGUGCUAAUCAUCCGGGAAAUCUUGACAAGAAUUCUGCAAAUGCUGGUUAUGUUCUGCUAAUGUUCUAUCACCUUUAUGAGGGGAAGACCCGCAGAGAGUUUGAAUGUGAACUAGUUGAGCGUUUUCGUUCACUUGUCAAAAUACCACUGCUGACUUCAGAGCGGAAUCCAUUACCAGAUCCUGUGAAAUCAAUUCUUGAGGAUGGAAUAGAUUUAUACAAUCGUCACACUGGAAGACAUGGAAGAUUGGAGUCUAACAAGGGAGCCUACACAAAGGAGUGGGCUAAAUGGGAGAAACAGUUGCGAGAGAUUUUGUUUGGAAAUGCACAGUAUCUUAAUUCUAUUCAGGUUUCCUUUGAGUCUGCUCUUAAGGAAGUAUCAGAACAGCUAAGAAGGAUUGCAAGAGGUGAGUAUAAGACUCCAGAGUACAUGACUCCAGAUUCUGGGAAAAGGAAGAUCGCGGCCAUUACAUUUGCUGCCAUUACCCUGCCUGUUCUCGAUAUCAAAGCUUUGCUUGAUAAUUUGGCUGGGAAGCAUAGAAAAGCUGGAGCUUUCCUAAAAGACAAGAAUUUGGAGAACAGCAUUAAUAAGGCUCAUGUUACUCUUGCGCACAAGAGAAGUCAUGGUGUUACUGCCGUGGCUAAUUAUGGGACCUUUCUACACAAACAGGUCCCUGUGGAUAUAACUGCGCUAAUCUUCACGGAUAAACUGGCUGCCUUUGAAGCCUUCCCUGGCUCUGUUGAAGGUGAAAGAGUCAUCCCAAAAAAUGAGUGGCCUCAUGUUACCCUAUGGACUGCAGAGGGUGUUGGAGGCAAGGAGGCAAACUUAUUAAGCAAAUUGCAUCUAGAGGGCAAGGCUACCCGUGUUACGAUUGACCCACCUGCCACAAUUCAUGGGGCGCUGGAGUUUUACUGAUGUUUUGUUUGUUUUGGCUCAGUUCACAGAGUAGAUUUACUUUGACAUUGUAGUGGAAAAAGUUUCAUUUGAUCAUACUAAUGCAGGAUGAGAAAGGUGCUCAACCGCUAAGUAGAAGAUAUUUUUUGAGUUUGAGGUAGCUGUUGGAAACUGGAAGCCCCAGAAACUAAUGUACAGCACUUAAUGGCAAACUGAGUUCCUGCACCAG